This is a messenger RNA of Ochotona princeps (American pika), 822 nucleotides long. RefSeq names its product serine and arginine rich splicing factor 2 (gene SRSF2). The record is from RefSeq and is a predicted model, not a curated record. NCBI's taxonomy places the organism in Eukaryota, Metazoa, Chordata, Mammalia, Lagomorpha, Ochotonidae. Gene Ontology annotation, molecular function: RNA binding.
AUGCGCCGCUUCGCGGGCUUUCCAACCGGGACGGGGCGGGGCGAGCCAAUCAUAGGGAUUCAUUUCCGGGUGGCGCGGGCGCCAUUUUGUGAGGCGGACUAUAAACGGGCGCGGAGGCCGGCCGGCGGCCCGAUUACUGCUGAGGCGCUCGUGGCCGGCCGCCCUCGUUCGGUCCUCUCUCCUCGGCCCCUCCGCCCGGCCUCGGCCGGCUUCCUGACGCGGGGGGCGGCUCUCCGGCGCUUUGGCCUCGGGCCGCCUCGCAGCCAUGAGCUACGGCGGCCGCCUCCCGAUGUGGAGGGCAUGACCUCCCUCAAGGUGGACAACCUGACCUACCGCACGUCGCCCGACACGCUGCGGCGCGUCUUCGAGAAGUACGGCCGCGUGGGCGACGUGUACAUCCCGCGGGACCGCUACACCAAGGAGUCCCGCGGCUUCGCCUUCGUGCGCUUCCACGACAAGCGCGACGCCGAGGACGCCAUGGACGCCAUGGACGGCGCCGUGCUGGACGGCGAGCUGCGCGUGCAGAUGGCGCGCUACGGCCGGCCGCCCGACUCGCACCACAGCCGCCGGGGCCCGCCGCCGCGCCGCUACGGGGGAGGGGGCUACGGCCGGCGCAGCCGCAGCCCCCGGCGCCGCCGCCGCUCCCGCUCCCGCUCCCGGAGCCGCUCCCGCUCCCGCAGCCGCUCCCGCUACAGCCGCUCCAAGUCUCGCUCCCGCACGCGCUCGCGCUCCCGCUCCACGUCCAAGUCCCGGUCGGCGCGGCGCUCCAAGUCCAAGUCGUCGUCGGUGUCGCGCUCGAGGUCCAGGUCCCGGUCCAGGUCG